GCCCCUUCCCGCCGCUCGGCCGCCUGGCCCCCAGGCCCGCCAGCCGCGGGCGCUCUGCCGGCUCCCAGUCGGCGGCCCCGGGCGCGGAGCGCAGGAUGCACUGCUUCGGCGCCGAGUACCAGGUUUCUGCAGAGAGAACCCCCAGGGAAAGAGAGUGGCGACCUCAGAUUUAUAGGAAAUGCACAGAUACGAUAUGGUUAUCCCUGUUCUUUCUCUUUUGGACUGGUUUGGUGUUCAUCAUGGGCUACUCGGUGGCGGCGGGAGCCACGGGAAGACUCCUCUUCGGCUAUGACAGCUUUGGCAACGUGUGUGGCAAGAAGAACUCCCCAGUAGAAGGAGCCCCUCUUUCAGGGCAGGACAUGACCCUAAAAAAACACGUGUUCUUUAUGAAUUCCUGCAACCUGGAGGUGAAAGAUGUGAGGCUCAGUUCCACUGUCCUCUGUGUGUCCAGCUGUCCUGAAGAGCAGCUUGAUACCCUGGAAGAGGUUCAGCUCUUUGCAAACAACAGUGGGUCCUUCCUGUGUGUUUAUAGCUUGAAUUCCUUCAACUACACCCAGAAUCCAAAUGCAGGCUCCUUGUGCCCCAGUCUGCCAGUCCCUCCAAGCAAGCCUUUUCCUUUGUUUAACCGGUGCAUCCCUCAAACGCCUGAGUGCUACUCCGUGUUUGCCUCUGUUUUGAUAAAUGAUGUGGACGCCCUUCAUCGAAUCCUAAGUGGAAUAAUGUCAGGAAGAGACACAAUCCUUGGCCUGUGUAUCCUCGCAUUAGCCUUGUCUCUGGCCGUGAUGUUCACCUUCCGAUUCGUUACCACCCUUCUCGUUCACAUUUUCAUAGCCCUGGUUGUUUUAGGAUUGCUGUUUGUCUGCGGUGUCUUAUGGUGGCUGUAUUACGACUAUACCUAUGACCUCAGCAUAGAAUUGGACACAGAAAGGGAAAAUAUGGAGUGUUUGCUGGGGUUUGCCAUUGUAUCCACAGUCGUCACGGCAGUUCUGCUCGUCUUGAUUUUUGUCCUCAGAAAGAGAAUAAAAUUGACAGUUGAACUUUUCCGAGUCAUAAAUAAAGCCAUCGGCAGCUCUCCUUUCCUGCUGUUCCAGCCACUGUGGACAUUUGCCAUCCUCAUUUUCUUCUGGGUCCUUUGGGUGGCUGUGCUCCUGAGCCUGGGAACUGCAGGAGCUGCCCAGGUUAUCGAAGGCGGCCAAGUGGAGUACAAGCCUCUUUCUGGCAUUCGGUAUAUGUGGUGGUACCAUUUGAUUGGCCUCAUCUGGACCAGCGAAUUCAUCCUGGCGUGCCAACAGAUGACUAUAGCUGGGGCGGUGGCUACUUGUUAUUUCAACAGAAAUAAAAAUGACCCUCCUGAUCGACCAAUCCUUUCAUCUCUCUCCGUACUUUUCUGCUACCAUCUAGGAACAGUUGUAAAAGGGUCAUUUGUAAUCACCAUGGUGAGGAUUCCAAGAACCGUUCUCGUGUACAUGUGUAACGCUCUGAAAGAGAAGCAGCGUAGUGUGUGGUCGAGAUACGUGUUCAGAUGCUGCUUCUGCUGUUUCUGGUGUCUUGACAGGUGCCUGCGCCAUCUCAACCAGAAUGCAUACACUACAACUGCCAUUAAUGCCACAGAUUUUUGCGCAUCAGCAAAAGAUGCACUCAAACUCUUGUCCAAGAAUUCAAGUCAUUUUACAUCUGUUAACCGCUUUGGAGACUUCAUAAUCUUUCUAGGAAAGGUGUUAGUGGUGUGUUUCACUGUUUUUGGAGGACUGAUGGCGUUUAACUACAACCGUGCACUCCAGGUGUGGGCAAUCCCUCUGCUAUUGGUUGCUUUUUUGGCCUACUUAGUAGCCCAUAGUUUUUUAUCUGUAUUUGAAACUGUGCUGGAUGCACUUUUCCUGUGUUUUACUGUUGAUCUGGAAACAAAUGAUGGAUCAUCAGAAAAGCCCUACUUUAUGGACCAGGAGUUUUUGAGUUUUGUAACAAGGAUCAACAAAUUAAACGACCCAAGGGCACAGAAAGACAAGAACUCCUUAAGGAAGGAGGAGGGAACCGAACUCCGGCCCAUUGUCCGGCCCACUGUGAGAUAAACAUUAGGAGUGCCAAUCUGGCUUAUUUGGCAGGACAAGCAGUGCAAGAGAAGGCUUCCCUGAGCCCCCUCUCCACAGAUGGCAAGAAACAGCAUGUCUGCUCAGAACAACUUCAGCAAAUGCAAAUUGCGACCUUUUCCUUAAACAGCACCAUUGAAUCAGUGGCGCUCCUGACAGUCUCCUUGAGGAAAAGGAUUUACAGAGCAGUUUCUGGGGAGCAUUAAAUGGUCAUUGUGGCAUGAGGAGCAGGUAGCCUGCGCUCUUGUGGGUGCAUCAAACCCCAUGUCUGUCCUCAUUAUCAGCCUCAGCAAAAACCAAGAAGCCACAUUCCACCAAAGCCUCACAGAGCCAAUACUAUCAGCGGAAAUCACUUGGCUGAGAAAAUGUCAGAAAGUUUGUCACCAAUUUUCUUUCAGUGAUUGGAAUUUUUGGUCGUUUGACCUUCUCUAUGUCAUGACUGAAGGUUAGGUUUUGCUAACACUUCAUACUAUAAAUCCUAGUUUACUGUCAAACAGCAUAGUCUCCUCCUGAUCCAGUAUGUUUCUCAGUAAUAUUUAUUCACCCUAGAAGAUGAAUAGAAAAUCCCUCCAACCUGUCCCACCAAGGUUCCUGAAGACUUUAGGAUUAUUCCACGUCGGGUUUAGGAUGACUCUGGGGCAGCUCAGUCACAAUGGAAUAAGCAAGGAUCAAAUACUGAUUUGAACCCUGCUGUCAUUUACGACAUGCAACGGGCAGGUCCCUUCGUUUUCCUAAGCCUCAGUCUCAAGCACAGAGUGCAGUUACGGGAGUUCAGUAAUGUUAAAAUACCUUAGAGCAGUACCUGGAAAGAGUACUUAAAAAAAAAUCUGACUCUACCUAGCUGGAAGUUAGCCAGAAAAUAAUCAGCCUGUGGCUCAUAUAAAUGUUCAAAAAAAAUAUUUAUUUAUAAAAAAUACAAUGGGAUAAGUUUAUGCUGAGAAAUGCAGCAAUAAAUACAGUUGAAGAAAACAGA
This is a messenger RNA of Equus caballus (horse), 3060 nucleotides long. It is a transcript of the gene SLC44A3, whose product is annotated as solute carrier family 44 member 3. Gene Ontology annotation, molecular function: transmembrane transporter activity. The record is from RefSeq and is a predicted model, not a curated record. Gene Ontology annotation, biological process: transmembrane transport. Lineage: Eukaryota; Metazoa; Chordata; Mammalia; Perissodactyla; Equidae.